AUGGAGAAAACACACAGAUCGAGCCACCGGAAAGUUUCGGUUUCAGAGAAGGAGCUAAUCCAAGCCAUCAAAAACAAACCUUUGGUGAGACUCGACCACACAGCGACGGAGCUUGACCGGAGAAGACCUAAUUAUUUCAAUUCGAGCUCCGACGAGUCAAUAGCCUCCUCGAGCCGUACACUUCAGCUAGCGACUCGACCUAGCUGCUUCUCUUCACCUUCCUCUGCAGAAAUCGAGUCUUUAGAACCAAACCCUAGCCCAGAAGAAGAGGCUCUUCUCGUAAAGCUAAAAAGCAAUCAAAUUUCGGAGAUCGAAGAAGCUUUGAACCUCUCGCUGGAGAAAUCUAACAAAGUGAAGAUCGUACGGUCAGGAAUCGUUACGAGCAAUAGAGGGAAGCAAGUUAAGCUCGGAGCUGUUCAGAUGCUUCUAAACAUGGCGAAAUUAGGGAACACGACGACGAAUCGGGUUUUGCUGAUUCUCUGUAACAUGGCGUCGUGUCGGGUUAGUCGACCUGCUCUGCUUGACUCGGGAGGUGUUGAAUGUAUGGUUGGGAUUCUGAGAGGAUCGAGAGAGGUUAGCGAGUCGACUCGGGAGAGCUGUGUUGCGGUUUUGUAUGGACUGAGUCACGACGGAGGAUUGUGGUUUUUUUCAGUUUGGUAG
Molecule: messenger RNA, 660 nt
Organism: Eutrema salsugineum
Lineage: Eukaryota; Viridiplantae; Streptophyta; Magnoliopsida; Brassicales; Brassicaceae
Product: U-box domain-containing protein 40-like
Exons: 3
Coding region: 1-660 (219 amino acids)
Source: RefSeq, a predicted model, not a curated record